Messenger RNA from Peronospora belbahrii, 3483 nucleotides. The record is from the annotation of a GenBank genome assembly. Lineage: Eukaryota; Oomycota; Peronosporomycetes; Peronosporales; Peronosporaceae.
AUGGGGCGACGAAAUAAAGUGUCUUCUGCUGUAUCUAAACAUGCAACACUAUUCAGUGAUGAACGUGUUGUUGUGGGUGUUGAUGAUCUUGUAUUAUUAUCAUCUGUGAGUGAAGCAUCUAUUUUAGAGAAUUUAAAAAUUCGUCAUGCUGCUGAUGUGAUUUAUUCGUAUAUUGGUCAUGUACUUGUGGUUGUAAAUCCAUACAAAUGGCUUGAUAUUUACGGUGAAGAUAGUAUGCGGACUUAUAUGCAUAAAGCACGCAUUGAUGUAGCACCACACGUGUUUGCAACGGCUGAAGAAACGUAUCGUACAAUGCUUAGUGAAGAAGAUUAUCAGUGUGUUAUUAUUAGUGGAGAAAGUGGUGCUGGUAAAACAGAAGCUUCAAAGCAGAUUCAAAACUAUAUUGCAGGUGUUAGUGGUAGUGGUACAGGUGUGGAUAAAGUCAAACGUACUUUCUUAGAGAGUAAUCCAUUACUAGAAGCUUUUGGAAAUGCAAAAACCUUACGCAAUAAUAAUUCCAGUCGCUUUGGGAAGUACUUUGAGCUCUUUUUUGAUUCAGCAGGACGACCACAAGGUGGAAAAGUGACCAAUUAUCUCUUGGAAAAAUCAAGAGUUGUAAAACCUGGUAAAGGAGAAAGGAAUUUUCAUAUUUUCUAUCAAGUAUUGGCUGGUUUACCUUCUGUUGCAAAAAAGAAAAUGUAUUUAGAUCGAGGUGGACCUGAAAACUAUGAUUAUCUGAAAGCUAGUGGAUGCUACAAUGUAGACGAUGUGAACGAUGCACAGGAUUUUGAAGAGACCAUGGCAGCGAUGCAACAUGUUGGUAUUAAGCGCAAGCAAAUGGAACUUGUGAUUCAGACUUUGGCGGCAGUGUUGCAAAUUGGAAACGUGCAGUUUCAGCCUGAGACAGUCGGAGAUGCAGAGGGAUCUUCUGUGCGGGAUCGUGAGAGUUUGCAGAUUGCAUGUGAGUUACUUGGGCUGGAUGCAGCGCGUCUGGAACACGCUUUGUGCUAUAAACUGCUGCAGACAAUGGCACCUGGAGGCAAAAUUGAAUCGUACGAGGUGCCACAGAAUGUUAGUCAAGCCAAGGCACAGCGCGAUUCCAUUGCCAAGACUGUGUAUGACCGAUUAUUUGACUUUUUGGUGGAGCGCGUGAACCAUGCACUUGAUAUUGAGAAAAAGGCGGAGAAACAUGGCGAGAAUCUUGAUAUUGACGAAAUGACUAAGAUUGGCAUUCUUGACAUCUACGGUUUUGAAAUCUUUGACAAGAACGGAUUUGAACAGUUUUGUAUCAAUUAUGUGAACGAAAAACUGCAGCAAAUUUUCAUUGAGCUUACAUUAAAGAGCGAGCAAGAAGAAUAUGCACGCGAGGGCAUUGCAUGGUCACCAAUUCCGUUCUUCAACAACAAGGUCGUGUGCGAUUUAAUUGAAGCGCGCCGUCCUACGCCUGGCAUAUUUCUUAUUCUAGAUGACACCGUCAAAACGAUGCAUUCUCGUCAAGGAGACAGUGUGGACGUCAAUUUUCUAGAAAAGGUGGCUGGAAUCCAUGGAUUGCAUCCACAUUUCUCGAAACGUGGUAAGACCUUCGAGAUCAAACAUUAUGCAGGUGAUGUGCAAUAUAAUAUUGAAGGUUUUGGAGAUUCCAACAAGGACUUUUUGAGCAAGGACAUCGCGCUCAUCAUUAGCGAGACAUCCAAUAAGCUAAUGCGUUACAUUUUUCCCGAAAAAGUCGACUUCAACGAUAAACGUAUGGCCAAUACAGCCGGGUACAAGAUUCGCACACAAUGCGACGCGCUUGUGACUGCAUUAAUGGACUGUACACCGCAUUAUGUGCGGUGCAUUAAGUCCAACGAUCAGAAACAGUCGAAUAAGAUUGAUGACCGUCGUGUAAUUCACCAGAUCAAGUAUUUGGGACUUCUUGAGAACGUAAAAGUUCGUCGCGCUGGUUAUGCCUACCGUGGAGACUACGGGCGUUUUGUCGAUCGCUUUCGUUUGCUUAGCAAAGAGACCUACCCUGAGUUUCGUGGGUCAGAUAAGAAGGGCACUCAAGCAGUGUUGCGUGCAGCCACAAAAUUGCUUCCACAGCUUGAAAAUGAGGUUCAACUUGGCAAGACAAUGGUGUUUAUCCAAACUCCUGAAAUCUUCUUUGAGCUAGAGAAAUUGCGGGAGAAAAAGUUAGGUUCUUUUGCGAUGCGAAUUCAAAAGGCAUGGAAAAGAUACUUCGGUCGCCGGCAUCUGUUGCAACUCAGCCACGACAUUACGAAGCUAUACACAUCCAACAACAAGCAACGACAGCGCGUGAGUAUUUAUCGUCCGUUUGACGGCGAUUAUCUACGCGACAAUGCUAUUCGUGAGGCGGUCAUGGAGAUUAUCCAGCACUAUAAGGAUUCUGAAAAAAUCGUGUUCUUGGAUGAGAUUGAGAAGGUGUGUCCGAUAGCUGGGGUUUCGCCUGAAGGAUCUCCUGUAGCAGUGGUAGGACGAAUUGUCAUCAUUACGGAUCAGUUCUUAUACCUGAUGGAGAAACGCACGUGGCAACCUAUCUUAGACCCGAAAAGCGCAUGGUUGCCACCGUUGGUGUAUCUCCGUCGUCGCCUUCGGCUGACAGCUAUUGAAGAAAUUACGAUGAGUACGUUAGCAGAUCCAUACUUUGUUCUGAAAGUGCAUCAAGAACCACUUUUUGUCGAACCAAACAAGAGCAACUGGAUGGACAACAAGUCUACGAUGGUGUGCAUGGCUACAGGAAAAAAGUUUGGGCUGUUUAACCGACGACAUCAUUGUCGGUACACUGGUAAAAUCUACUGCAACGAUGUUUGCAAACAACUGGAAGUGGUGCCAGAUCUAGGAUUUUACACGCCAGUGCGCGUCUAUGACAAGGUGCUUGGGCUAAUGUGCACCGAAAUGCCUGAAGAUCAACUACUUCUGUCCGAGAAGAAAACUGAGAUAGCAGUCACGCUUGUAGAUGCGAUACGGUCUUUAGCAAAUGUCGUGACGCCGAUCAGUUUCAGCGAUUCCAUUCGUCUCCGGCGGGCAGCAAGCGUUGGGCUGUCGAAAACACCGUCACAGCAAAUUCAAUUUGUCGCAUCAGAACACGACAUUAUCAAAGGCGAUGCAAACAGUAUACAGAUUUACGUUGCACCAGGUGUGCCUGACGAGUACAUUCGCAAGCGUCGGAAACGAGAGAAAGCACGUCGCAAAAAACUGGAAAGGCAGCGCGAAGCAGAACUGGCUAUCAGAGUACAGCGUCAAGAGCAGCGUAGCCGUGAACGCGAGGUAGAGCGUUUGCGCCGCGUUGCUGAAAAGAAAGCUAAGAAGCAGGCUGAGAAAGAGGCACGAAAGCAUGCACUGACUGUAAAAAAGUCCACCAAGGCGUCCAUGGACUCAGCCCGCAAAUUUGGCGAAAACGUUCAAAGUUCCGCUACAAACGGAAGUGUUGUUGGAGCCAAUAGUGAAUUGGCUGCCAUACUUGCUCGUCGCAGGGGCGUAUGA